This is a messenger RNA of Ogataea philodendri, 2985 nucleotides long. RefSeq lists its product as uncharacterized. Gene Ontology annotation, biological process: GPI anchor metabolic process; endoplasmic reticulum to Golgi vesicle-mediated transport. The record is from RefSeq and is a predicted model, not a curated record. NCBI's taxonomy places the organism in Eukaryota, Fungi, Ascomycota, Pichiomycetes, Pichiales, Pichiaceae. Gene Ontology annotation, cellular component: endoplasmic reticulum. The transcript has a single exon. Gene Ontology annotation, molecular function: phosphatidylinositol deacylase activity. Bases 1 to 2985 code for a protein of 994 amino acids.
AUGUCUCCGGCAUAUGCUCGAGUCCAUGGUUUUGAUGAGACUCACACACGGUUUGCAUCUAAGUACUCUCUCUAUUUAUACAGAGAGCAAGGUAAAGAUCCCUUGCCAGAUGCGGACGGGCACAGCCUCCAACUCAGCGGAACACCAGUACUUUUCAUUCCCGGAAAUGCUGGCAGUUACAAGCAAGUUCGUUCAUUGGCAUCGCAAUCUGCCAACUUCUAUUACACCGAGUUUGCCAAAUGCCAAGACCUAAACCCGAACGUCAAUAAUCUAGAUUUCUUCUCCGCGGACUUCAAUGAAGACUUCACUGCCUUCCACGGAAGAACGAUGCUCGACCAGGCCGAAUACCUCAACGACGCCAUUGGUUUCAUCCUGAGUCUUUACCGACAUAACCCGACCCCAGCUCGGUCGGUCAUUCUGGUCGGUCAUUCCAUGGGAGGCAUAGUUGCUCGAGUCAUGUUGAGUCUCCCCAAUUAUGUGGAAGAUUCGGUCAACACUAUUCUGACUCUUGCCGCUCCUCAUGCUGCUGCACCAGCCACCUUUGAUGCUGAUUUGUUGCAUGUUUUCGCAUCUACAGACGAUUUUUGGCGUCAUGGCUUUGUCAACAGUGGCUCGGCUCAAAGCGCACUAAAUACUGUUGCCAAAAGAAGACUCAAGGAUGUUGCUUUAAUAUCCGUGACAGGUGGGCUUUUGGAUAAUAUGCUUCCUGCAGACUAUACUGCUUUGACAGGGCUGGUGCCUGAGUCCAAUGGGUUCACCAUUGCUACCACCGGAAUUCCUGGUGUUUGGACACCUAUAGACCAUCUUGCUAUUGUUUGGUGUGAUCAGUUGCGGAAAGUUCUUGCUAGCUCGUUACUUCAACUUGUCGACAAGACUUCGGAAACCAAAACCUAUCCACUUGAAAAACGGAUGGAGAUUUUGCGCAAGAAUUUGUUGACUGGUUUCGAAGAAGAGGCAGUACAGGAUUUUGACUCCUAUAAAGCUGGAACUGGUAAACUAGACCUCCCAUACAAGCUCAAAAUUGAUACUAAGCAACUCAAAGACACUUCGAGACAGCGCAAUUUGCAAUUACCAAAGUCCAAUCCAAAAGAUGAAUUGUCUGCAUCUCCGGAUAUGCAUCUAUUCUACAUCCCUAAGGAUGGACUCAAAUUCAAGUUCAACUUCUUGAGUUCUUUACCACCGGUAGAUAUUUCCAGCUUGGGAAAACGUUCUUCGGCUCCGUCCAUCCUGCUUUGCAGAACUUUGACACCUGAUGGAAGAUCUUUCAAGAAAGAAUUUGAUUAUACAUCUGACACUACCAGUAAGGCGGUUCAGCUUGAAUGUAUUGAUUUCCACAAAGACGUCCACAAAAUACCAAGAUCAUAUAAUGAUUCCGAGUCGGCUACGGAAUCCUCUUUGGGAGCAGAUAAAAAUCCAUUCUACUCUGUCCAGUUGGACUCCAGAGUGCUGUCAAUGUUUGAUGCGGUCGUUAUCGCAGAAUCGCCAUCUCCAGUGAUACGCCCUGAUUUCGUUCUUGCCGACUUGGAACUCACGCAAUCGACUGAUCUUGUUCUUGGUGAUUUUGGGCUGUGGAAGCUCUUCUCAAGAGGUUACGAUGUCACCUUACCGGCACAUCGUCCGAUCUCCGUCAAUGUGAAGGUUCCUUCGGCAUGGUCCAGUCUGUUGGCUUACAACUUUGAUAUUCGGUACCAGCAAUCUCAAAUGGAACGGUUUUCUCCUAUUCUGAGCCAGCGAGUGCGAGAUGAAACCAAAUGGCAUAUCAACUUGCAUGAUGAUAAGGCCCUCACAGCUCUGAUUCAGGGUGUUUCUCCUUUCUGUCCAUUUACGAGAGACGAAGACUCUUCACUUGAACUGCAACUUUUCAGUGACUCUCUUGCGUCUGAUCAAAUCAUGGACAUUUAUUUAACUGUGAACUGGUUCAAGUCGUUGAAGCUGCUUGUGCUCAAAUACAGACUUUCGGUCUUCAGUUUCCCAGUCUUUGUCACCACACUUGUUCUGUUUUUACAAUUCAAAAAGUAUAUUCAAGACGACAUCUUCCCGUCAUUUGGGGAAGGAUUGUUGAUGCUCUGUGAUUUGAGGGUAUUGACGCCGUUGAUGUUGCUUUUAAGCUUUCUUUCGUCAUUUGCAUCACAAGCGGCUUUCCAAAAACUGUUGAGCUAUAUCGAUCCUGUUGAUUUUGGAAACGUGAGUUUGAUGCAAGAGAUUGAAAAGUCUGACGUUUACGUCAAUCUUUACUUUCUCGGUUUAGAAGAAAAAGCAUUGUGGUUUUUCGGGCCUGUGGCUCUUGUCAUUUCGUUGGCUCUUGUGUGCGCAUUCUACAAUAUUCUUUCAGUUCUACUAUGGAUCAUAACAUCUACGUUGCGCAAGUUACAUGUCUCUAACAUGUUUAAGUCUUCAAAGGUUGGGGUAUACAAUAGAAGACGGGCCACUGGAACUGCAAUAAUUUUAGCUCUUGUUCCAUUGUAUAUCCCUUACCAGUUUCCAUACGUGGUAAGUUGUUUGGUGCAGUCCACCGUUGUGAUACGUGCUUAUCUUUCGUCCUCUGUUCAACGAAACAAUUCUGUGGAGAAUUUUAGAAACUUCAACUUUUCGCUGCUCAUGUUGAUGCUCUGGAUCCUGCCCGUGAACGUUCCUGUUUUGAUUGUUUGGAUCCACAACUUUUCGCUUCGUUGGGCCACGCCGUUUUCGUCACACCACAACUUCCUGGCCAUUAUUUCCAUCGUGUUCCUUGUGCAGAACAACGUUGCUGGAAAUAUUGUUCCACGGCCUACCUCGCCGGUUACUAUCUUUGUGACGAAAUUCUUGAUCGCUUAUUUCUCGCUGUGUUCACUUAUCUACGGCACGCGACACCUGUUUUGGUUACACUACCUACUCAACUUUCUGUGUGCUUGGUUGCUGUUACUUCUGAUGGAAGCCAAUUUGAGCGGGCACGUUAAAAACAUUGCCACUUUCAAGAGAGAAGAUUCAUCAUCUAAAUUACAUUAG